Fusarium keratoplasticum is the source of this 3840-nucleotide messenger RNA. Its product is annotated as Protein transport protein SEC31. The transcript has 3 exons. The coding region runs from base 1 to 3840 and encodes 1279 amino acids. Gene Ontology annotation, biological process: COPII-coated vesicle cargo loading; endoplasmic reticulum organization; intracellular protein transport. NCBI's taxonomy places the organism in Eukaryota, Fungi, Ascomycota, Sordariomycetes, Hypocreales, Nectriaceae. The record is from RefSeq and is a predicted model, not a curated record. Gene Ontology annotation, molecular function: protein binding; structural molecule activity. Gene Ontology annotation, cellular component: COPII vesicle coat; endoplasmic reticulum exit site.
AUGGUGCGCCUUCGAGAGAUACCCCGAACGGCCGCCUUCGCCUGGUCGCCAGGUGCCGGCAAGCCUGUCUUGGUCACCGGUACUCGCGCCGGCGCUGUCGAUGCCGAUUUUUCUGACGAGAGCAAGCUGGAGCUCUGGGAUCUUGCUCUGGACGACCAAGAGCAAGGCCUCGAGUUGCAACCUGUCGCUAGCAUCACCACCGACGCUAGGUUCUACGAUGUUGCUUGGGGUCCUGCCAACGAUGAUCACCCCAAGGGUAUCAUUGCAGGUGCCCUCGAGAACGGCUCAUUGGAUCUUUGGGACGCCGAGAAGCUCAUUGCUGGGGACUCAGAUGCCCUGAUCUCACAAACCUCCAAGCACACCGGCCCAAUCAAGACAAUACAAUUCAACCCCCUGAAGCCGCAGAUUCUGGCCACGGCUGGCGCUAAGGGCGAGCUCUUCAUCUACGAUGUGAACGACAUCGCGAACCCUUUCAGGCUAGGAAACACGGCCGCCCGAUCCGACGAUAUCGAAUGCCUUGCAUGGAACCAGAAGGUCUCUCAUAUUCUUGCAACUGGCGGUAACGGUGGUUUCGUGACCGUGUGGGACUUGAAGACCAAGAAAGCUUCAUUGACUCUUAACAACAGCCGAAAGGCCGUCAGUUCCAUCGCCUGGGACCCCAACCACUCCACAAAGCUCUUGACGGCGACUCCAGAUGAUAACACCCCCGUCAUUCUGAUGUGGGAUCUCCGAAACUCCAAUGCUCCCGAGAGAACACUCCAGGGUCACGAAUCAGGUGUCCUGUCCUUGUCGUGGUGCCAACAAGACAGCGACCUGCUACUCUCUUCAGGCAAGGAUAACCGCACCAUUGUCUGGAACCCCAACACCGGCGAGCGUUAUGGCGAGCUGCCUGAAGUGACGAACUGGACUUUCCUCACUCGUUUCAACCCUCAUAACCCCAACCUUUCGGCGACUGCCAGCUUCGACGGCAAGAUCACGGUGCAGACACUACAAAACACCAACCCCGACACAUCCAAGGCUGCGGCCGAGAAGAACCUGGAUGACGAAGACUUUUUCCGCGCCGCUCAAGACCAGCCCCAGGACGCAUCAUGGACCCUGGCCAAGGCCCCCAACUGGUUCGAGAGACCCAUUGGCGCCUCGUUCGGUUUCGGAGGCAAGGUUGUGGUGUUCAAGGCCAACCCUGUCCAGGCUGGGCAGAAGCGAUCUUCCAAGGUUAUGAUUACCAACUUCUCAAUCGAUUCCGAUGUGUCUUCUGCCACCGAGAAGUUCCAGGAGGCCAUCGCUUCUGGUGAUAUCUCUUCCAUUUGCGCCGACCGCAUUGAGCAGGCCAAGACUGAGGAGGAAAAGGCCGAUUGGCAGGUGAUGGAGACUCUUGUUGGCGACAACCCUCGCAGCAAGAUUGUCGAUUAUCUCGGCUUCAAUGAGGAGGAUCUUGCCAAUGGCAGUGUUAAGGAGGGAGAGGGAGAGGCUGAUGAUGAUGCUGAGGCCGAGACCAAGGAAGAUGCCGAAGAUAAGAAGAAGAAGCGUGUUUCUAGCUUCUUUGACGGCGCCGAGGCCGAGGACGACGAUUUCCUGUCCAACCUUGCUGCUACCAAGGACGCCAAGACUGACAACCCCUUCCAACUGUUCAGCGAGUCUGAUAGCCCAGUUGAGAAGGAUAUCACUAGAGCUCUGAUGCUGGGCAACUUCGCCAAGGCUACUGAACGUUGCUUGAAGGAGGAGCGCUUCGCUGAUGCAUUUUUGAUCGCCAACUGUGGCGGCCAAGAGCUCGCUGACAAGGUCCAGUCCGCUUAUCUGGCUCGCAAGAGCGGCCAACCCAGCUAUAUGCGCCUCCUUGGCUCUGUCAUUGCCAAAAACCUUUGGGACGUCGUUUACAAUGCCGACCUUGAGGACUGGCAGGAGACCAUGGCCAUCAUCUGCACUUUCUCUGACCCCGCCGAGUUCUCGGACCUUUGCGAGGCGCUGGGAGACAGGAUUAACGAGGAAGGAUCCCGAAAGGAUGCUUCGUUCUGCUACUUGGUUGGCUCCAAGCUCGAGAAGGUCGUGUCGAUCUGGGCUGCCGAGUUGGAUGAGGCAGAGCAGGCUGGCUUGAAAGAGGCAUCUGGAGAUUCCACCUUCUCUGUCCAUGCCAAGUCCCUGCAAAACUUCAUCGAGAAGGUCACCGUCUUCCGCCAUGUCACCAAGUUCCAGGAUGGCGAAAAGGGACUGAGCUCGGACUGGAAGCUCGCCACUCUGUACGACAAGUACACCGAGUAUGCUGAUAUCCUGGCUGGCCAUGGUCAGCUUGAGACUGCUCAGAAGUAUCUCGACCUUCUCCCAUCCAACUAUCCCGCUGCGGAACUGGCCAGGAACCGUGUACGACUUGCCACCAAGAAGCCUGCUGCUCAGCCCAGCGCCAGAGUACCAGCAUCUUCGAGCCGCACUUCGUCCAGAAUCCAGCCCGCCAUAGGCUAUCAGCCCCCCCAGUCCGUGCCGGCGCCGGCUCCUGCUCAGACUGCGGCCAACCCCUAUAGCAACAUCGCCCAGAACCCGGCUCCUCGGUCAACUGGAUCACCAGCCCAGCAGUACAUGCCCCCGACAAACGCCUAUCAGCCUCAGGGUAGUAACACCUACCAGCCUCAGGGUGGUUACGCACCACCUGCUCAGACUGGUUAUGGAGCCCCUGGUGGCUACCAGCCGCCCACUCAGCAUGGAUACGGUGCUCCUCCGCCCAUGGCCGGACCUCCUCGAAACACGACUCCUUCCUCUGUGCCACCUCCUUCUAAGGCUAAGAACAUGGACAACUGGAACGAUGUUCCUUUGGUCACUAAGGCACCACCAGCACGCAGGACUACUCCGAGUGUCGGACCUCUGACGUCGCCUUUCCCUGGACAGCAGGCCUCUCACCCUCCUCCUCCCCCUGGAGGCCCGACCCCUUACGGACAGCGAGCCGGAGCCACUCCUCCUCCCCCUCCUCCCAAGGGACCAGCACCUCCUCGAGUAACGUCGCCCCUGGCCGCCCCUCCUCAGAACUUCCAGCCCCCUCCUCCGGCUGCCAGCGCUCACAACCCAUACGCGCCUCCUCCUCCAGCUGCGGGUGCGAUCCCGUCACCAAUGCCUCAUGUCGUCCCUCGGACGGCGUCUCCCUACAACGCCCCUCCUGCCGCAGCACCUCCUUCCAACCGGUAUGCCCCUACUCCGGUAGCGCAGCAGCAGCAGCAGUUUAGCCAGCCCCCAGGCUCGGUGCCACCUCCAGGUGCUGCUAGCCGUCCCCCGCCAGCUGGUUCAUUUGGAGCGCCUCCUCAGCAGUCGACUCCCCACAACCAGUACACGCCCUCUCCUUAUGGCGCUCCUCCAAGCCAGUCCUACGGGGCUCCCCCGACCCAGCCUUCCGCACCUCCAACCGGACCUCCUCCCACUGGACCUCCUCCUAUGAACCGGCCUGGACCUCCUGCUGCCUCUUCUCCUAAGCCAACUCCUCCACCUCAGCCAGCCGCGCCGCCCAAGGCCCGACACCCUGCAGGUGACCGAUCACAUAUCCCUGCCAGCGCGCAGCGUCUGGUGGAUAUUCUGAGCCAGGAUAUGCAGCGAGUUGCAGUCAAGGCCCCCUCCAACUUCGCCCCCCAGGUCAAGGAUACGCAGAAGCGACUCAACAUUCUGUUCGACCACCUCAACAAUGAGGAGCUGGUUCAGCCCGGCACAAUCGAGCAGCUUACAGAGCUUGCGCAGGCCAUUGAGGCCAAGAACUACGACGUGGCCCACAAGCUGCAGGUUGAGGUUCAGCGAGACAAGACGGAGGAGUGUGGUAACUGGAUGGUUGGUGUGAAGCGCCUUAUCAGCAUGAGCAGGGCUACGCCGUGA